AGAUAUUGCUAUAAGGAAAUUACUUUCACUAAUGCGACAAUUAGAGUUAUGGUGAAAACAUUAAUGACAAUUAAAACGGAAUGCUUCUUACUUUGAACUCAUUAACCACUAUAAAAAGUAAAAAAACAUACAUGUUCAACCACAUAGAUUUUUAACUUUGUAACACCAACAUACACAGUUAUGUGGUAAAAAUAAAAAAAAAUAUAAAAUCGAUAAUGAUAUCGCCGGAAAUAUUCUUUGAUAAUACAAACAACUAUGGCAUAGUCAAAACUGAAACAGUAUUCGGGUUUAGUCCAAAACGAAGUUUCACUAAUAUAAACUCUACAGCUCCGAUACAUUGGAUGGUUACUCCUGGAAACUUGAGAAGGGCUUUCACAGAAAACCCAACAAAACAGACGAAACAACGAACUCAAAAAAGUAACAAAAAACAAAAGUCUCUUGGUAAAGGGCAUAAAAAGAAACAUUCAAAAAUAAAAAAGUGCAUAUACAAACUGUUGAAAAAGAAGAAAAAGAAAAGCAAACACUUGCACAUGAUGAAAAAAUACAUGCUGCCUCUAAUAAUAGGCUUAGUAGCAGCCAAGAGUAUACUAAUACCGGUAGCUUUUAAAGCUUUUGCACUGUUAUCGUUCAAAGCCCUGUUAUUUUUAAGCAUACUGAAAUUACUAAAAUAAAUUGUACAUGGACUUAUUUUCAAGAAUGUAAGACUGUUCGAUCAACUAUUUAUUGUAAAUAUGAAAUAUGAGAAGUCACAAAACUUU
Messenger RNA from Bicyclus anynana (squinting bush brown), 758 nucleotides. RefSeq lists its product as uncharacterized. Lineage: Eukaryota; Metazoa; Arthropoda; Insecta; Lepidoptera; Nymphalidae. The transcript has 3 exons. The record is from RefSeq and is a predicted model, not a curated record. The coding region runs from base 216 to 671 and encodes 151 amino acids.